This is a messenger RNA of Apus apus (common swift), 3014 nucleotides long. Its product is annotated as S100P-binding protein-like. The record is from RefSeq and is a predicted model, not a curated record. Gene Ontology annotation, molecular function: calcium-dependent protein binding. Lineage: Eukaryota; Metazoa; Chordata; Aves; Apodiformes; Apodidae. The transcript has 6 exons. Bases 1546 to 2958 code for a protein of 470 amino acids.
GUGUCCUCUGGCGGGUGCCGCCGUUGUCUCCCCAGGGAGCAGGGCCCGGCAGAGCUGCGGGAAGCGGCCGGUGCCCGAGCCUCGGCAGAGCUGGCUCCCCCAGCGCCGCUGCCUUUCGGCCUCGCUGUUGGCUGGAGCUGUGCUAGAAACCCCCGCAAGGUGUGGGAAUCUGAAGCACCUCCCUCAGAACCCCCCCGCCCAGCUCCAGUGCUGGUGCAGCUGGGGGCCAACUGGUUCCCGUGUGGUCUUGAGGUACUGGGACCAGUGGUGGAAUGAGAGGCUGGCAGCAGGCAGCCUUGUCUUACAUGGGCUUAGGAGCCAUUUAAUCUGUUAGGGAGCAAUAACCUGCUGGAAAUCCUUGAACAUCCCCUGAAUUCCCUUCUCUGGGGACUGGCAGAAGGCUGUUGCAUCAUAAGUUACCCAAGUUCUGCUUCCAGAAUCAGCUGAUGUGGAGCCUGGAAGUCCAGACCCAGCUGCAGUUCAGUGACUUGGGAAGGUCAUGGCUGUAAAGAAACCAUUUCCUUGUCAGCAAACUAUAUAAACACCUCCCAAUGUGCUUUUUGUAAGCCAGUUCCAGCAAAAAAAAAGGCUUUGUUUGGUUCUCUUUCAAGUCCUGAUUGGUUAGGAGCUUGACUACCAGACUGCUGCACUCUGUAGGACUAAAUCCACAUUUAAUUUGGUUUUAUUUGCUUUUUGUUUCCCUUUGAAGCACUUGGGCACUUGUAGUUAAAUUGCAGAACUCAGGCAAGUGGUGUCUAGUGGGAGCUGCCCUGUGCACUGUGAAGGUUUUCUAUGGACUGAGCUGAUUCCUGAGGUAUUUUCUCCCCUCAGUUUGGUUGCUUUGUUAUUCUGAAAGUGCUGGUUUUUAUUAUUUGGACAGGUUGACAAGAGGAAGCAGCAGAACUGCCUGGAGUUUAGUCCUGGAAUAGGUAACCCCCCUGGGCAAGACAAAAGGUAUUCCUUGGAAUCUGCCUGUAGGAGAGGGCAGGAAAUACCUUUCCUUAGGCCAGGCUCUCCUGCUGGGAGGCAAAUGCAGGGCUCUCAGGUCAAAAGAUUCAGGUUAGUGUGAGUCCUCACUGAGAGGAAAACAGGUUUUGGUUGUGAAUACCUUUAAACUAUUGAAUUUUACAGGAAGAACCUUUAUCUCCUGAUCUUUCAUCCCAGCUUGUGCUUUGUAUGAAUGUGCUGGGGGCUGAGAUGCUGAGUGUCCUCUGAGCUCCCUGGCAGACUCAGUCCCUUGCUCAGCUUUUCCUCACCCAAAAAAGACUUUAUUUAUCUUUGAAGGACAGAGGUGGGGGCUGGGAGACUGGCAGGGCCUGUGAGGCCUUAUUUAAUACUUUGUGUGCUCUGUGCUUCAAGGUCUUAAAGAAUAGAAUUUGUGAAGCUGGUGGCUGGUGUUAGAAGGACUGAUUUACAGCAGCUCUGGAGGAGAAGGUUGGAGCUGAGACGUGGGGAUUCUUUUCUGAUCAAAGGGCAGCAGGAUGAGGUGAACUUCAGAGCAGGUUCCUGGAGCUGUGAGCAGAAGGCACAGGCUCCCUGAGACACAUGGAUGACCCUUCCCCUCAGGCCUUUGGGCUUGGGCUUUGUCAUGAGUUCAGACCUCCAGUUCCCAGGCCCAAAAGGCUGCUGGAUUCCUCAGAGCAGGUUCAGGCCCUGCAGUCAGCUAAGAAAGCUUGUGUGGGGAGUCACCUCUGGAGCACUCCAGAGGAACUGCCUCUCUGUUCCCCAGAUUACUCCUUUCAAGAAUCCUGUCAUUUUCUGGAUAGUUCUGGCUAUGAUGACCUUGCUGCCAGUUCUUCUGCAUCAAAAUAUGAUGAUGUGGCCAUUUCUCUAGACACAACCAGAUGCUUUGAUGAUGAGCCAGAUGAUUCCUUGUUGGAACUGUCAGAGAGUGAAGGGAAUUCUUCUUUCAAUUACACUGAGGAAGAGAUCCAGGAAAUCCUGGCAGAUGAUGGUGUGGAAUCCAAGUGGUACCUGACUAGAAGCAGCACUCUGAGCCAAAAUGGAGAUGAAGAGAGGGAAAAUGAGGAGACCAGCAGCUGCACUGGGACAUCAUUCCUCAGAGAUGAUGAAGACACAGCCUCAGAGAUGGCAGAGCCACCAAAUGAACCUCUGUCCAGAGAGGGUUCUCCACUUGGAUAUGAGUGUUAUCCCACCCUUCCAAGGGGAAGGGCUGGGUUGGAUGAGAACCAGCUGCAGUCGGCCCAGGUGACUCGCAAGUUGUUUGAACUUGACCUCCAGGAGCUUCUGAGCCUCAGCCCCAUUGAUGCUGACUGUGAAGAUCAGCCUCUGGAGGGCAUUUCUUUGGAGGAAGCCAAGAGAGAAGCUUCAGAAGCAGUCAGGAAUGAUGAGAAAACUGCCAGGAGCUGCAUUCCUGAAGAAUCCUUGGAGGAGCUGGUGGCUGAUGGCCAGCAAAGCCUGCAGAGUUCACCUGAGGAUAGUUCCCCCCCUGGGCUGCCAAGGACCCCCACACCUUCAACUGGAUCCAGAGACCAAGAACUUUCUGGAGCAACAGGGAGCUGCUUUUCAGGGAAGCUGCACUCUCCAGAGGAUGAUGGGAGGCAGGAACUCUCAGAAGCUGAACAACCAUCCAGCAGCACCAAAUUAAGUGAUGCAGCUGAAGGCCAGAAUGGGCAGGAAGAGACAACCAGUGGGAAAAACCCUGGCAAAGCAGCUCCUGUGCCACAGGAAAAGGAAAGACUGAACCAAGGGACAUGGAAUUGGGAAGCAGAGCUUGAGCAAAGGAGACAUUUCUCUCCAGAGUGUGCAUGUCUGGAUGAAGAGAGGAGUAGCUGCUACAGCAGGGACCCUUCCUCAGGUGAGCUGCCAUCCUAUAGUCCCCAGGGAUGUGUGUCCCAGCCCUGCCUUAUUCGUCCCCACCUUGGACCCUCCUGGCAAGAGCAGGUCAGAACAUCCCCCGUGCAGCAAGGAGGCCCAAGCAGUGAAGAUUGCCCUUAAUCCCCUCUUAAUGCUGAUACCUCCUUCUAGCCUCUCAUUAAAUGCUUUGCUGAUUA